UGGAUGAUCUCCGGCGCCAAGCAAAUUCUCAAGCUUCAAUCUUUUAUUACACGAGAAAAGGCCGAUAUUGUCCCGAAAGGCCACGUCGCGGUUUAUGUUGGGGAGACACCAAGGAAAAGGUUCGUAGUUCCAAUCAUGGUAUUGAACCAUCAUUCAAGGACUUGUUGAAGCGAGCCGAGGAAGAGUUCAGGUUUGAUCACCCGAUGGGUGGUUUGACAAUUCCUUGCCGAGAAGAUGCCUUUGUUAACAAUCAUAAAUUCUGAAAAAGAUCAGAUUAUAUCAAAUCAAAAUAUAGAGACUAAAAUUUAAAUCUAAGCAAAUGGACCCCUAAGCCAAAAAAAACCCAUACCCAAAAGAAUGCUUCCUAAUCUAAAUUGAAUGAUUAAUAUUUAAAAUUCCUAUUACGAAAUUUACAAUAAAACAUUAAUAAGAGUCCGUUUAUUUACCUGUAAAAGGUUUAACGAAAAACAAUGUUUUUCCCAUGUUUGUUUGGUGGAAAACGAAUUCGUACAGUAAAUCAUUAUUCAAAACAUGGGAAAAUGAGGCUUUUUUUUAAUAAAAUGUAUUACCUUUUUUUCGAUAAAACAUUUUUCAAUCUUUCUCUUCUUCAUAUCCCGAACAAAGAAAAACCCUCUUCCCCUUCCCCUUCCCCCUUCGUUGUGACCUCGAUCCAGUGCUUGCCGCCAUCCAGCAACAAUUCUCAACACCAGUCGCCGGUAUUCAUCUUUGAUCUUUCCCCUUUCCACCUUUCUUUGCCGAAAUCUGCACUGCACCAGUCAACAAACAAACUAGAAAAUUCACCACCACUCUCCCAGCCUCAUCUUCUCUUCCUCCCAUUUUACCCUUCCCUCCGCCUAAUUUGGAGUAGAAGUGGAGAUUUCUUUGUUUUCAUUAGUUUUCUAUGCUUUCUUGCAUCUGUUCCGAAAUUAAAACUAGAAGUAAUUCAAUAUAAAGCACAACCUAUUGAAAAUCGAAAUGUAUACAUGACAUUUGCAUAUUGUAAAAUUUAAACCUAUAAUAAUUUGAAAGAAAUUAUAUACAUGACAUUUGCACAUAAUAAAACUCGAACAUAAGUUAUAAAACCCGCAAACCUCAAUUUCACUAAGACAACCAAAUCAUCAAUGGCUUACACGAUCUUAUAUGACGUAUUUGAUGAGAUUGUUGAGAUAGCAAUGGGGUUGCACACACAUGAUUGUUGAUUUUUUUUUUUAAAUAAAAAAUUAUCAUUCAAAAACAACCGCAUCACAUGAACAACCUGCAAAUUGACCAUCCAUUGAUCUCUUUUGGGUCUUUAAUUGUUAAUUAAGAUUUAUAAAUAGUUGAUCUAAUAAGGCAACCCCAUGUGAUUCUUUCAAGAGGUGGGUCCAUAUUUUGAUUAUUUUAUUAGAACCCUUGCCUAUAAAUAUAAAGCAAACCCCAACAAGCUUUUCCAAUUGCAAGACACACUUUCAUCAAGUUAAUACUGUUUUUAGUGUGUGCUUUUUUCUUUAAUUUCAUUUCAUAUAUGGGUAUUCAUUUACCUUCAAUGAUCCUCCAUGCCAAACAAGUUCUUAAGUUUCAAUCAAGGAACCAACUACAUGUGCCCAAAGGCCACAUUGCUGUUUAUGUUGGAGAAACGAAGAAGACAAGGUUUGUGGUUCCAAUUUCAUACUUGAACCAUCCUUGUUUUCUAGAUUUGCUCGGUCAGGCCGAGGAAGAGUUCGGGUUCAAUCACCCGGUGGGCGGUCUUACAAUCCCGUGUGACAAAGAUGCCUUUAUCGAUCUCACUUCUCGGUUGCAUUGUUGCUGAAAUAUGAGGACCAUGAAUGCUUAGUUUAAGCCAGAUUUUAGAAGUUUUUAGUUGAUUUUAGUUUCUUCUGCUCCUUUGUAGGAUGUAAGAAAUGUAAAUGUAGAUAGCUUUAGUUUCAUUAACAUAACUUGUUAUGAAAUGAUAAUGAAAUUUUUGGUUUUGUGAA
Messenger RNA from Gossypium raimondii (Peruvian cotton), 1955 nucleotides. RefSeq names its product auxin-responsive protein SAUR23. The coding region runs from base 1505 to 1789 and encodes 94 amino acids. The transcript has a single exon. The record is from RefSeq and is a predicted model, not a curated record. Gene Ontology annotation, biological process: response to auxin. NCBI's taxonomy places the organism in Eukaryota, Viridiplantae, Streptophyta, Magnoliopsida, Malvales, Malvaceae.